Molecule: messenger RNA, 2061 nt
Organism: Rubroshorea leprosula
Lineage: Eukaryota; Viridiplantae; Streptophyta; Magnoliopsida; Malvales; Dipterocarpaceae
Source: the annotation of a GenBank genome assembly
AAUGGAUUAAAAAAAGAGUGUAUUUUAAGUUAUUUAAAAAGAAAACUGCAAAAGAAAAUUGUUUAAAAACUAAAAAUUUCAAAAAUCAAAAAGUUGGGAAUAAAAAUCGGCAUUUAGCAAAUAAAAAAAGGCAAGCAACCGAUUUACCAACACGGUUUAGUUUAAGAUAAGACGUCUUCACUCUUACUCUGUCGGAAAAAAUGGCAGCGGAAACUUCUUCUCUCUUUCUCCUAUUCAUCGUCAUCACCGUCAUCUCUGCUUCCUCUUUACCGUCACUCGCGUCAUGGCCGUCCGAUUUCUCUCGGCAGCCACCGCGUUUCCUCGGCAAAUUCUCACACCGAACCAGAAUCCAGCAGCAAUACCGAUACGAGAUCCGGUUUUUCUCGCAGAGACUGGAUCACUUCAGUUUCUCGGAGGUCCCAAGGUUUCCGCAACGGUACCUGAUCAACACCGAGCACUGGGCAGGUCCCGGCCGGCUUGGUCCCAUCUUCCUUUACUGUGGCAACGAAGGCGACAUAGAAUGGUUCGCCGCAAACACCGGCUUCGUCUGGGACGUCGCUCCUCGCUUUAAUGCCAUGGUUCUUUUCCCGGAGCAUCGGUACUACGGGGAGUCGAUGCCGUUUGGAAGUAGAGGAGAGGCGUACAAGAAUGCUUCUACGUUGUCUUAUCUUACAACAGAGCAGGCGCUUGCAGAUUUUGCUGUGUUGAUUACUGACUUGAAAAGGAAUUUGUCUGCGGAGGCAUGCCCUGUUGUCUUGUUUGGCGGAUCCUAUGGAGGAAUGCUAGCAGCGUGGAUGAGGCUCAAGUAUCCUCAUAUUGCAAUUGGGGCACUUGCUUCUUCGGCCCCUAUUCUUCAGUUUGAAGAUAUUAUUCCACCAGAAACCUUUUAUAACAUUGUAUCCAAUGCAUUCAGGCGUGAGAGUACCAGCUGCUUUAACACCAUAAAAGAGUCAUGGAGUUUAUUAAAAUCUGAGGGUCUGAAAGCGGGCGGUCUUGACCAACUAGCCAAAACUUUCCACUUGUGUGGGGAAUUAAAGAGCACAGGUGACCUCACAAAUUGGUUGGAUGCUGCCUAUAGUUAUUUAGCAAUGGUCAAUUACCCAUAUCCUUCAGAAUUUUUAAUGCCACUCCCUGGACAUCCAAUAAGAGAGGUUUGCAGAAUGAUUGAUGAUUCUCCUGAUGGGUCUAGCACUCUGGAGCGCAUAUUCAAUGGUGUAAGCAUCUAUUACAAUUAUAGUGGAGAUGCUAGUUGCUUUGAACUUGAUGAUGAUCCUCAUGGGAUGAGUGGUUGGGAUUGGCAGGCAUGCACUGAGAUGGUUAUGCCAAUGGCAAGUGAUCUAGACAAUAGCAUGUAUCCUGCCUAUGACUUUAAUUACUCUUCUUAUCAAGAGGAAUGCUGGAAGGACUUCCAGGUGAUACCAAGGCCGAGAUGGAUAACAACAGAAUUUGGAGGACAUGAUAUCAAGAAUAAAUUGAAACUCUUUGGAAGUAAUAUCAUAUUCUCAAAUGGUCUAUUGGAUCCAUGGAGUGGUGGCAGUGUUCUGAAGAAUAUAUCACAAACUAUUGUGGCUCUUGUUACAGAAGAAGGUGCCCAUCACAUAGAUUUGCGAGCUGCAACCCCGGAGGAUCCUGACUGGUUAAUGGAACAGAGGGCAACUGAGAUCAAGCUGAUUGAAGGCUGGUUAAAUGACUACUACGGUGAAAGGAAAGCAACCUUCGAGGUGUAAAUAUGAUUGAUAGAUUGGUUGAAUAAUAAUCCUUGGGGUUGGUGUGCAUUGCUUUUAAAGGCUUGCCCAUUAUUUCUCAAGAUGUAAUAUCUGGUUUUCUUUUCUUCCCCACCCAACUUUGGUGGGUUAUAUUAAACCUAUGUUCGUUGCAAUGGGGGACAACAUGCUCGUAUCUGGAAAAGUUUCCCAUUGACGCGCCCAUAGGCACGUGAAAUAGCAUGGUAGGAGAAACAUGAUGGUUUCUGUAUGCAAAUCUACACCAUUUUGUCUUCUCUUUGGAAGCGUAUCAAAAGCUUGAUCUGAAAUGGGGAUAUAAUAGAUAGAUGGCUAAUAC